ACAGAACGCAUUAUUGCUUCUCCCAUCCCUCCGCUUUUCACGUCUCAUGCCGGUCGUUUGAUGGUCUUUUACCUUACCUUUUUGCCAAUUGCACUAAAGGGCACUGGAGCCAUGAGCUCACUUGGAGUUUUCCUCACUGUGUUGGCCGUGGGAUACGCUAUGUUGGGUAUGGAUGAGAUCAGCCACCUUAUGGAACAACCAUUUAAGGUUUGCCCACUUUAUGAUUUGUGCCGAAACUCCAUGCGGGACGUCACAGAUGCUUUCUUCAUGCGACCACCCCCCUUGAAUGACAGUCUUUCUUCGUAUCCCGACAUGCAUGCUCCCUACUGGAUCCCAGGAGAAGAAUUCGAAAGUACAGACAAAUUGUUGGAUGCUCCCAAGGGCAGAGCAGUUGGACAUCACAAAACUGGAGGAAAGUACUCCAGCACGAUGGAAUUGCUUUAG
Molecule: messenger RNA, 444 nt
Organism: Seminavis robusta
Lineage: Eukaryota; Bacillariophyta; Bacillariophyceae; Naviculales; Naviculaceae
Source: the annotation of a GenBank genome assembly